AUUGAAGCAAAAGUCAGCCAGAAAAGUCGUUCACUGGCAAAUUGGAAACACCGAAAAGUAGGUUUUCAGAAUGGGAUGAUUGUGUCCGCGCUGGUUGCACACUUCCAACUAGCACCAGCAAUCACAAUGCCUAUCGGUGGAAUGUUGUGUACCAAUUUCGGUUGGCCAUCCGUCUACUACUGGCAUGGAAUAGCAUCAUUCGUGUUGUUUUCGAUCUUCAUUGUAGCAUAUCGCAACUCACCGAAUAAACAUCCCAUCGUUAGCGAUGUUGAACUCAGCAAAAUAUCACUGGGCAAAGAUUUCGUAACUAAGUCAGAACAACGGCAAGUACCGUACGGUAAAAUUUUGACGACAUUCUCAGUGUGGGCGAUUUGGAUAGCGGCAUUCGGCAAUUUUACGUGUGUCAAUUUGAUGUUCCUUUUCUCGCCGACGUUCCUCCACGCUGUGCUCGGAUUCCAUGUUCACCACACUGGUUUAACGGCCGCAUUUGCACCGUUACUUCAAUUUGCGAUAAAAAUCAGUUGUGGUAUUGCGAGCGAUAAGAUCAGAAAUGUUGAUGAAUCUGUUAAGCUGAAGGUUGGUUUCAGUGAAUUUUUUUUAAUGUGA
This is a messenger RNA of Anisakis simplex (herring worm), 606 nucleotides long. NCBI's taxonomy places the organism in Eukaryota, Metazoa, Nematoda, Chromadorea, Rhabditida, Anisakidae. The record is from the annotation of a GenBank genome assembly.